AUGUCUGUUCCAUUGACUUUAAGUACACCAAUCUUAUAUAUUGUUUCAAACUUAGGUUCAAAGUGUUAUUCGAAUGUCGACAGAAACUACUAUGACCAAAAGAUACUCAUGCGUAUAAACAACACUUUCUCUGCUGGUUUGCCUAUUGUUCAUUCGAAUGCAGAGUUUUCAGCUUUAGUAAACUCAAACACUUUAGCAAACAUAAACUUAACCUUAGUUGACGCAAACUUUGUUCCUGUAAAACUUUUAUGUCCUAUGUAUUUGUCAAUGACGGCAGAAAGUUUCGAAUUGGAAGAUGCAACUGGUGAAAGUAUUGUACUACAAGAACAACUUCAACAACAAAUAGCUCAAGAACAACAAAUGCAACAAAUGGAACAAAUGGAACAAAUGCAACAACAAAGUCAAGAAUAA
Trichomonas vaginalis G3 is the source of this 411-nucleotide messenger RNA. RefSeq lists its product as uncharacterized. The record is from RefSeq and is a predicted model, not a curated record. Lineage: Eukaryota; Parabasalia; Trichomonadida; Trichomonadidae. The transcript has a single exon. The coding region runs from base 1 to 411 and encodes 136 amino acids.